AGAGAGGGAGAUUAUUGGACAGAGACUUCGCUUUUGGAUAUGAAAAUGGCGGAGAGGUGUCUUGAUAUCAUGGCAUCGGGACUCAAGUUCAACAUUUGCAAUCUGGAAAGUUCGCAUCUCCCGAAUGAUGAAGUACAUGAUCUUGCAGAACGGAUAUGCAAACAUAUUCCCCACGAGUUACAAUACAGAUGCAUGUACUGGCUGAAUCACUUGUCAAGGUCCUAUGCCGAUGCGGCUUGUGAACGCCUGAUGCAACAGAAAUUGCUCAGCGUGUUUUGCGAUACAGCAUCACUGUAUUGGCUGGAGGCAUUGAGCCUUAUGUCGCAGCUGAAGGCGGCUGUAUCUAUUCGUCGAGAUCUUCCACGGUUGCCCAAGUACUCAGAAAUGGACGAAGAGCUGCGCAAAGCAACGGAAGACUUGUACCGAUUCGUGAUGGCAUAUCACGAACCGAUGGCGAUCAGCGCACCACAUAUUUAUAUUUCAGCAUUACUGUGGGCAUCGUCCGAGUCCAUCAUUGCAAAGUCACAUUAUCAGAGAUUCGCCAGUGGCCAUUUGGUUUUGGAAGGACUCGGAAAUUGUUGGCCUGUCACGUUGCGAACGUUAUCAGUGGGCUCUUGGGUCAAGUCAGCCGCAUAUUCUCCAGAUGGACGUUACAUCGUCUCCGGGUCUUCUGACUAUACCAUCCGCAUCUGGGAUGCCAAGACAGGUGCUCCUAUUGGCAAACCACUUCGAGGACAUGAAGACCCAGUCAAUUCAGUUGGAUAUUCCCAAGACGGACGUUGCGUCGCCUCCGGGUCUAAUGAUGGAACCGUUCGCAUCUGGGAUGCCGAAGCUGGCGCUCCCAUCGGCGAACCGCUCCGAGGGCAUGAAGGUUGGGUCAGUUCCGUUGGAUACUCGCCAGACGGACAUCGGAUUGUUUCCGGGUAUUGUGACAAGACCGUACGCAUCUGGGAAGCUGGGACGGGUGUACCUGUCGGUGAGCCACUUCGAGGGCAUAAAUAUUCGGUCUAUUCCGUCGGAUACUCCCCGGACGGACGUUACAUUGUCUCUGGAUCCGGAGACAACACCAUUCGUAUCUGGGAUGCCGAAUUAGGUAUCCCUAUCGGUGAGGCGCUUCGAGGACAUGAAUAUUCUGUAAACUCUGUUAGUUAUUCCCCAGACGGUCGUCACAUCGUCUCUGGAUCUGAUGAUAAUACCGUCCGUAUCUGGGAUGCC
Molecule: messenger RNA, 1215 nt
Organism: Fomitiporia mediterranea MF3/22
Lineage: Eukaryota; Fungi; Basidiomycota; Agaricomycetes; Hymenochaetales; Hymenochaetaceae
Product: WD40 repeat-like protein
Exons: 2
Molecular function (GO): protein binding
Source: RefSeq, a predicted model, not a curated record